This is a messenger RNA of Aphanomyces astaci, 570 nucleotides long. RefSeq lists its product as hypothetical. The record is from RefSeq and is a predicted model, not a curated record. The transcript is spliced from 2 exons. Gene Ontology annotation, molecular function: nucleic acid binding. NCBI's taxonomy places the organism in Eukaryota, Oomycota, Saprolegniomycetes, Saprolegniales, Verrucalvaceae. Bases 1 to 570 code for a protein of 189 amino acids.
AUGGAUUUCCGCACAAUGGCAGAAGCCUUGGAUAUUCCAAAAUCUACUCUGCACGACUGCUUCGCUGCUGGCAUCAUUGUCCGCAAACACUCGUCGUUGAAACCGUUGCUGACCCCCGAAAACUUGCAAGCAAGAAAGCAAUACGCGCUCGCCUUCACCGAUGUCAUCUCUGGCUCUGUCGUUUUCGACGCCAUGAUGGAACUAGUCUUCUUGGACGAGGAAUGGUUCUACCUGCGCAAGGUACCAUGGGAGGAAGUACCAAAGUUGUCGACCAAGAACAAAAGUUUCGUUCCAAGUGUCAUGUUCUUGACGGCAGUUGCACGGCCGCGGGUCGACGACGGAAUCCAGUUUGACGGCAAACCUGGUAUUUGGCCCUUCGUUGAACAAGUCGCUGCACAGAGGCGCAGCCACCGGCGCGAGGCAGGAACGUUGGAGACAAAGUCCGUAGCGUUGCAGCAGAAGAUGCCAGCCUACACUGUGGACGAGUUGAUCAGCAACGUGAACGCCGCAUAUCUCAACGUAUCCGAUGAGUCACUCGACAACGUGUUCUACACGUUGCAGACUGUGUAG